Molecule: messenger RNA, 1602 nt
Organism: Aspergillus welwitschiae
Lineage: Eukaryota; Fungi; Ascomycota; Eurotiomycetes; Eurotiales; Aspergillaceae
Product: zinc-dependent alcohol dehydrogenase
Exons: 4
Coding region: 1-1095 (364 amino acids)
Molecular function (GO): zinc ion binding; oxidoreductase activity
Source: RefSeq, a predicted model, not a curated record
AUGGGUGCUAUGUCGCUUCCUUCAGACGAGAUCCCCCAAACUCAAACGGUGGCUCUUGUUCGAGAACUGGGAGGCAGUGUGGAGUUUCGCGAAGGCUAUCCCGUUCCUACCCCAGGGUCAAAUGAGGUAUUAGCGAAGGUUUUGUAUACAGGUGUCUGCCAAAGUGAUUUACAUACAAAAAACGGCACUGCGGCUGGUGCUGAUGGCAACCCAAUCACGAAGAUCAAACUGCCGCAUGUUGGAGGCCAUGAAGGUGUCGGACAGAUCGUGGCUCUGGGUCCCAACUGUGGCGCUGACCUGAAGGUCGGCGGGCUAGUCGGCAUUCGCUUCGCUAGUCGGAUUUGUAGGAGAUGCGAGUUCUGCUUAGCCGGCACGGAGCAGUACUGUGUCAAGGGCACGAACCAUCUCCAUCAUGAAGAUGGCAGCUUCCAGGAGUAUAUCGCUCUGGAUGCUGACAACCUCACGAUUCUCCCUGAUGAUAUAGAUCCAAAGGUUAUCGGGCCGGUGCUGUGUGCUGGAGUAACUGCAUACAAGGCUGUUCUCAAUACGAAUAUCCGGGCGGGCAACUGGCUCGUUGUAGUAGGUGCUGGAGGUGGUCUUGGGCAUCUGGCUGUUCAAUAUGCCAAGGCACAAGGAGCACUGGUUAUUGGCGUCGACGCUGCCGACAAGCGAGACUUUGUCCUCGGUUUGGGAGCAACAGAGUUCAUUGAUUUUACUUCCACGGAUCCGGUGCAGAAAGUUCAUGAAAUUACCGGCCUUGGUGCGCAUGCCGUUGUGGUGACUGCGGGAAGUGCCAAAGCCUUCGCCCAUGCUUGUGACAUGUUGCGGGUUGGGGGUACUCUAAGCUGCGUGGGAAUCCCGCCAGGCCGUCCAGUUCUGGAAACCCCUAUUUGCACAAUCGUGAUCAAAGGCCUCCGGGUUACCGGGAAUCUCAUCGGCUCACUGAAAGAGUGCAUGGAGGCAGUGGACUUGGUCCGGCGUGGGGUGGUCAAACCGGAAAUCAAGGUCCGGACUUUCAAGGAGUUGCCACAGGUAUACGAGGAGAUGGAGAAGGGUGAUAUUGCAGGUAGAAUCGUCCUUCAAGUUUCGCAGUAGCUCACUCGUUCUUUAUAGUUCAGAGAAAUAGCAGUUCUGCAGUGCGUCUUAUCUCUUCGAAAAACUCAGUCACGCUCAUCCACUUUCUAUUAAUAGAGAGCCCAUCGCGAAUCAACGUACUGCUCAGGAGAGUCCACAUGCUCUUCGGUAGUGUAAGCGUUAUCUUGAUCGUCAUCGAAUGACCAAGGGUCAUAGUUCAAGUCCAGUAAGCGGGCGGGGGCUUUAAGCAAGGCCUCAGCCGUCUUACUAUGCAGUAUCGACUUCAACAUGAGAUCUUGCUCCAGGAAAGGCAGCAGCUUCUGGUAUAAGGCGUGCAGAAAGUCGUGUGGCCCUAACUGGAAGGCAGAGUACGUUGAUACCGAUGGCGUGAGCAGGACAGUAUCCGCGAGUGAGUUGGCGAUCUCGAAACACUUCAACAGCUAAACUCGGGAUUCGAUUAGUACCUGGCAGCCCAAAGAAUCGCGAAACAAACCUGGUCGCGCCCCAAAGGCAGCAAGUCAGACUCAG